Molecule: messenger RNA, 1987 nt
Organism: Spirometra erinaceieuropaei
Lineage: Eukaryota; Metazoa; Platyhelminthes; Cestoda; Diphyllobothriidea; Diphyllobothriidae
Source: the annotation of a GenBank genome assembly
AUGGCUGCAGCAAGGAAUCGACUGCACCUCACGCCAGCUCUUCUGAAAUCAGGUAGAUUCUCUCUCUAGCUAGAAGGGAUUCCUCUCCAAUAAAAUGGACCUAAAAUUUAUUAACCGAAGGCAUCUUUUAUUGCGAGGUGUUGUGGUUUCUUUGUCUACUAGUUGUGUCCAACCUCGGGUAUACUGACAUUCACACGAAAAGUGACAACAUCAGCUAACUCACGAGCUAACGGGUACCACCCCCAUCACUCUAUGUGCGAGAUUGUAGCACCUGCCGCAACUUCAAAGCAAGAAGUAUUUUGCAAAGAUAACUUGUGUAUUUCGCCAAGUAAAAUUACUUCGUGAUUGCUUGGUAACGACGUCGGAAGUAUAUCCAGUUCAGGAGAUCUGAAUGCGGAAUACAGUGUCGUCAUUGUCAUGUGUGAUGUAGUACAGUCAGAUAUUUGUAUUAUGACAGAUGGGCGCUCAUCGAGCAGGUUACGGAACACGCUCGUUCCGUUGUGCCCUGGGGCUCAUGCUAGAACCCUUGCAGGCAGUCGCACAGCGACUAGUAGAAGUAAAUGAGAUGAUGUCGACAAAGACAAGGUAGACCGGAAUGGCCAUUUCUGGCUUAAGAUUUACAAAACCCUAACGCGGCAGUUUUUUCAAGAAAGAACUUGACAACUCAAAUUGCAUCGAACAGCUGUUUCUAUAGUGGGCUCUGGAAGCAAAACUAGAAUUCUUCUUAGAAAAGUUAAAAUACCCCUAGGGCCUAUGGGUCAGUCACUUUUGUUUGGCUCAGACUUUGUCCUUGGUCCCCCAGAUCACUGCAGUCCCUAUUUUGUCUUGCAGAUUGAAGAAGACACGAUAUUGGUCUUUUCAGCGUAAAGGAAAGAAAGGGCCCAUAAUUUGCUGGUUGCUUGUCUAGACACCUGGCAAACACUGCCCUGAGGAAGAAAGUUCAUCCCGAUAAAUAACCGUUAGGUUUCACUUCUGUUCGCAAAGCUAGUUAAAUUUUCAUUCUUAAUAAUCGACUUGAUUCCUGCUCGAACAUAAACCAUUAUUUUCUAGGAGCUAAUCCCGACAGAAAGGAUUUUCGGGGUGUAACUGCAGAAGACGUCGCAAAAAUAUACGGCUUCAAAGGCUUUGCAGAUGAUCUCUUCGUUCGUCGCUGGUACUUGAAGGCCGAAACCAUAACUCCCAGGCAUCUUAAUCCGCCCCCGAUGGCUUUUCAGAUGUACGACUCAAAAUAUCCAACGUGGCUAUAUGGUGACUGUGGUCAGAUUUAUCUUCAGGUAAACGUUCAGUUAACAUUGAAUUCAUGAAAAGUUGUCAGAAGUAAUAAAUAGACCGGCAAGACCGCCCCUUUUCAAGGGCAAUAAAUUACUCAAAAUAUCAGCCCGAUAUGACAGUAAAGUUAAUGGGAGUAGUAUGAAAAACAAUACUGCUUGCGAGUUUGAAUAUAACAAAAGCUACAAAUUUUCGUUACGAUUUUUAAGCGUAAAACUAUAGAAUACCCAAUUAGUACUUGUGAUUUAAAGUGAUGGAAACGCAGACUUAUUAAAUAUGGGGAGAGAUUUUCGCUGUUUAUAUUUGAUACUUUUUUCAAGGGACCUAGUAGAGCCUAUUCAGGGACGAUUUUUCAGGACAAACACCGCGCACGAAAUUGAAAGUCAACGAAGAAAGUCGUUGCGACCCAAAUGAAUGCAUGUUGACUUAUACCAGCACGCUACGUUUGAUGCGCAGUACACUGUAGUCGGGUUCAAAUAUCUGAGCCCUAAAGAACUGUAGACAUUUGACUAGGCGCGGCAACCCAUUGAUUACCUUGUCUAAAGACUAGGUUGUAUAUAUUCUGAAGCAUGAGCUCCUUUAAAUGUUUCCACCUCACUGCUGAAUUCUCAUUUCCCGCCCCCAAAACUUGCAGAAGCUCACACCUGCUGGCGAAUACCUUGGAACAGGCCUCUCAGCUCCUCGAGCCAAAAAGACUAUGACGGCCGAUUCGACUUAA